This is a messenger RNA of Diorhabda carinulata, 1620 nucleotides long. RefSeq names its product malate dehydrogenase, mitochondrial (gene Mdh2). Bases 429 to 1436 code for a protein of 335 amino acids. Lineage: Eukaryota; Metazoa; Arthropoda; Insecta; Coleoptera; Chrysomelidae. Gene Ontology annotation, biological process: tricarboxylic acid cycle; carboxylic acid metabolic process. Gene Ontology annotation, cellular component: cytoplasm; mitochondrion. Gene Ontology annotation, molecular function: L-malate dehydrogenase (NAD+) activity. The record is from RefSeq and is a predicted model, not a curated record. The transcript has 6 exons.
UGAUUGUCGUGAGUCCUUAGUGGAAUGCACCGGAAGUGAUGUUGUUGUUCUUUCUCUCUCUAUCAGCAGUUUGAGCCCACUUGAACAAGCUCCCACACCUCGGUCUCUCUAUCUUUAUUACGAACUCUAUGAAUCUAACACAUAAAAAAUCCUUCGAAAAUUAUUUUACAUCUUUUUCAAUAAAUAGUUUAUUGCUGUUGUAUUGAUUUAGUUAUUUAAACGGCACAAUCAAAUCGUUUAUAAACUCUAAGGAGACGUGGCUAGACACGUGACCUCCUUACAUCAUCUGCCAGUAGAGUACAGUAGUUAGAAAUUUUUUUUAAAACCAUUUCUGUUUCAACUACUGAGUAGACAUUCCAUUCGACCUUAACAGCAGAAAGGUCAAAUAUUUUUGGAAAAAAAAAAUUAAACUAAUAUAAGUAUAAAAAAUGUUUUCUAGAAUUGUAAGACCAACUUUAGUAUCAGCUAGAAAUUUCAGCACAUCGAAACAGAAUAAUUAUAAAGUAGCAGUAUGCGGCGCUUCUGGUGGAAUUGGUCAACCCCUUUCUUUACUUUUGAAAAUCAAUCCAUUGGUUAGUCAAUUGUCUUUAUAUGAUCUCGUGCAUACACCCGGUGUGGCUGCUGAUCUGUCUCACAUUGAGACUAUCGCCAAAGUUAAGGGAUUCAACGGACAAGAAAAUCUUAAGGAUGCAUUGAAAGAUGCAGAUGUCAUCAUUAUUCCAGCUGGAGUACCAAGAAAGCCGGGAAUGACCAGAGAUGAUCUUUUCAACACAAAUGCAGGUAUUGUAAAAGCUUUAGUUGAAUGUGCUGCUGAAGUAGCUCCUAAAGCUCUUAUCGGGAUCAUUACAAAUCCUGUCAAUUCAGCCGUUCCUAUUGCUUGUGAGGUACUCAAGAAGGCUGGUAAAUUGGAUCCUCGACGUGUAUUUGGUAUUUCCACUUUGGAUAUUGUCCGUGCUAAUACAUUCAUUGCUGAAGCUAAAGGACUUAACCCCAAAGAUGUGAAUGUUCCAGUUAUUGGAGGCCACUCUGGUGUCACUAUUAUUCCCUUGAUUUCAAGAGCUACUCCAUCAGUAUCAUUCCCUCCAGAUCAACUUCAAGCUCUGACCACCAGGAUCCAAGAAGCUGGUACUGAGGUAGUGAAAGCUAAAGCCGGAGCAGGUUCAGCUACAUUAUCAAUGGCAUAUGCUGGUGCCCGUUUCGCAAAUUCCCUCCUCAGAGGACUUAAAGGAGAACCAAACGUAAUUGAAGCUUCUUAUGUUAUAUCUGAUGUUACAGAAGCAUCUUAUUUCUCAACACCUUUAGUUUUGGGUAAAAAUGGCCUUGAAAAGAACUUGGGAUUGGGAAAACUGAAUGAUUUCGAACAAGAAUUACUCAAAAAGGCACUUCCUGAACUCAAGAAAAAUAUCGAAGCUGGUAUUAAAUUCGCUAAUCAGUAAAAAUACGUGGUCGAGUCUUUAUUUCUUUUUUUUUAUUAUUAUUUUAAAAUCAUAUCUAGUCUCUCCUGUGGCAUUGUACAGGUUAAAAAAAGUUUAUAGUCCAGAAAUUUAUAAAAACUUUAUUGAAUUAGAUGUGGUAUCAAUGUCGAAUGAAUGUCAGAAAUAUAAAACUUUUUAAUCCGUA